UGCACGGCUUUGGUGUGGCACAAGCCUUUGGGCUAGCUGGGGAUGGGACCACCCCGAACCUUCAUCAGUUGGUCGCCAUGGGCAAGGAGCUCGAGCCGGCAACGCCACACGAUGUCAAUGUAGAGGUCAUCUUGGACGGCUUAGAGAGCCGCCUGGAAUCUAUGUUUACGCGACAUCACGAGAAAUUGCUAAAGCAAUUGAUGCCAGUGUUGCAGACCAUGAUCAGCGUGCGGUCUGCCUGUGACCAAGGACUGGAGACUGAGAAAGUUGAACGGCCCCCUUCAACACAAUCUUUCUCAGCGGUUGAAAUAGAGACCAAAGGUGCCAAGCCUGGCACGUUGAAGCAGCAGCUGCAAGAUCGCAACUGGGACAACUCCUUCAACCUCUCGGAGCUGGAAUCUUCCAUCUGGCAACACAUGGGAUCGGACGCAAGAUGGCGAAAAACCAGACAGGAAUGGCAGCCUGCUCGGCCCAAUUCACCAAGUGGAUCGCCACCGAAUCUACCUUCAUCGGCAUCGGAUGGAAUUGUCCGAGAUUGCAAGGUUGUUCCCGUCUGUGUGAGUACUGUUUCCAGUACUCCUCGAUUUGCAUCCCCCAGCAGUUCAAGGCCCGCAACGGCUACAUCUGCUCGCGUCUUGGGAUUCCAACCGCCGAACCCUGCAGGGAAGGUUCCUGUGAUGCCGAUGACGACUAUGUUGAAAGAUUCAGAUCGUGCCACGUUGGCUCAGAUUGACAGUUCCGCAGACGAAGAGGAGGGCUGCCCAUUCAACUUUGGAACUGAGCUGAUACAGCUUAUCCCAAGGUGGGUCCCAUUGUUUUUGGGAAUAGGUGCCGUGCUGGGAGCGCUGGCUAUGAUCGCAAUGACUGCAUGGUUGAGUCAUGUCCAGGUGCAUAACGAAAUCUUCGUGAUUUUUACGACUCUUGUCUAUGGCCUCGCCGGCAGUGUGUGUAUUUCAAUGUUGCAGUCAUCUUUGCAGCGCAAAGAUUUGUCACUGGCUCUGGCUUGCUUGCGCGCAGUCAUGGCCAACUUCAAAGCGGAACGACUCGCCAAAACGAGAAGACGAAAGCGGCGUCUACUCUUCAUUGCCUGGCUCUUGCUGAUUUGUACUCAAGUUGUCUCGCAUGGACUUCAGUGGUACCUACUGGACUACCAGCACGGAGAUGGCUUCACUCAUGUCCAUGACCUGGUCUUCAAAGUCCUCGGGUGCAUUGCAAUCGUAUGUGUUGCAUCGGGCAGCGGGCUGAUCCUGUCAGUGGCAUACGUCCAGUCCGGCUUCAUCUCAGGCUUGGACGCAGCAAUAGAUUGCUGGUGCAACCACAUGUUGACAUCUCCAGACUUCGAGUUCGGGGUGCAGAGUUGGGCCAACAUGGAAGCAAUGCUGCCUCUCGGCGCACGU
Messenger RNA from Cladocopium goreaui, 1397 nucleotides. Lineage: Eukaryota; Dinophyceae; Suessiales; Symbiodiniaceae. The record is from the annotation of a GenBank genome assembly.